Messenger RNA from Nothobranchius furzeri (turquoise killifish), 4351 nucleotides. Its product is annotated as teashirt homolog 2. Gene Ontology annotation, cellular component: nucleus. Gene Ontology annotation, molecular function: DNA binding; DNA-binding transcription factor activity, RNA polymerase II-specific. NCBI's taxonomy places the organism in Eukaryota, Metazoa, Chordata, Actinopteri, Cyprinodontiformes, Nothobranchiidae. Gene Ontology annotation, biological process: regulation of transcription by RNA polymerase II. The record is from RefSeq and is a predicted model, not a curated record.
AGACAGCAGGGGAUGUGAGUGUAAACUUCCUGCGGCAGCGCGGCCUCUGUUCCUUUAAACUCUCGGUUAUCUACUGGAACAAAUGUCUCGCUGCCAUCAUCAAGUCCGGCGGAGGAGGGAGGAGUUUUUAAUGUUCAGUUUGUUCUAUGAAUCCAUGUCUGCUGGCAUCGCCUCUCCCCGCGCUGCACCGUGCGUAACACACCGAGCCAGCCUCGUCCUUACGCGCAUCCCCCGCACAAGUAAAGCCAUCGGCGGGACGCACCGACUGACUGACACGCGUCCAUCCGCGUUUCUGAUGGACAAAAGCGGAUGGUGAGAGGAGACGGCUCGCUUCCCGGAGGAGGAGGAGGAGGAGGAAGGUGAAGCCGCGGCUCAACAUCUGCUCCUCGCGCAGAGAGCCGCUCCUCCGUGCUGGAUUUUCUCUUCCUUUUGUGUCACAGAAGUCGGAGCCAGAACAGACUCUGCGUGCAUGGACUAUCCUAGACCGCAUUCACAUUUCACCUGGGCUCACUCGUGAACUGUGCGACUCCAGAAAGAGAAACACGCGAAAUCCCGAGCGCGCGCGCACCCACGCACGCACAGAAACACAGAAACAUGCCUCGGAGGAAACAGCAGGCUCCCAAACGGGCUGCAGUGUACAUGCCUGAUGAAGACGCUGUUCUUCAAGAUUCCAUCACUGAAGAAGACGGUGAGAAUGACACUCAGACGGAGGAAGAGUGCUCAGAGAAGACCAGCCCCAAGCUGUCCGAGGACAGAGACCUGGACAACAAGAGCACCCACACCUACAGCAACCAGAAUUCCCCAAUUAGUGUCCUUUCAAAUCAAGAUGCAGACCUGGAAUCGCGCCUUAGCGACAGCAGUGACAGACUGUCAGACUUCAAAACCUCCUCACCGCCCGAGAGUCAGAGGGAUGAAGAAAGUCGAGGCUCAAAACACAAAGAUGAGACAGGUAGUAGCUUGGAAAAAAUGAGGGCGGCCUAUGCAAACUUCCUGUCUGAUUCCUACUGGACGGGGAUUGGGAUGGACUUAAAAAAUGCCAACAAAGCUAACUGUGACAGCACAAAUGGAAGCAGCAAGAGCGAGUUUGACUGGCACCAGGAUGCACUCUCAAAGACCUUACAGCAGACGCUCUCCCCCAAACCUGCAUCCAAACCUAACCUUUUCAGCUCUGUCCACCUAUACAGGCAGACCGCCAAGCCCUGUGGCUCCGUGUUCACCGGAGCAAGCCGUUUCCGAUGUAAGGAUUGUAGCGCUGCAUAUGACACCCUAGUAGAGCUGACUGUCCAUAUGAACAAGUCUGGUCACUACCAAGACAACAACCACAAACAGAGUAACUCCUCUGCUUCGUCUUCUAAAUCUAGGAAACGGAAUUUGCAUGAUGUGGAGGGGAAAGAGGAUGCACAGAAGGUUUUGAAGUGCAUGUUCUGUGGCCAUUCAUUUGACUCACUGCAGGAUUUGAGCGUCCAUAUGAUUAAAACCAAGCAUUACCAAAAAGUGCCUUUAAAGGAGCCGAUACCAGUCAUCACACCUAAGCUGCUCCCACCAGCUAAGAAAAGAGCCUUUGAAGCAACAAGACCUUGCUCCCCAGACUCCACCACCGGUGUAUCCGGAUACACUGAGGCUCAACGGACCGCCAGCCUUUCAAACGCUAACAACAAUCGCUACGGAUACCAGAAUGGUGCAAGUUACACUUGGCAGUUUGAGACAUGCAAGUCUCAGAUUCUCAAAUGCAUGGAGUGUGGAAGCUCCCAUGACACCCUUCAGCAGCUCACUACACACAUGAUGGUCACCGGACACUUCAUCAAAGUCACAAACUCGGCUUCUAAAAAAGGCAAACAGCUCACGCUCGAUCCCCUGGCCGUAGAGAAGAUACAGAGCAUAGCUGAGCCUGCUGCCAGUGAUAGUGAAGGAGAAAAGAUGUCUACGAAAAAUCUCUCCCCUGCGAGUGGUGAGAAGGAUGACCAGGGGGAAGGAACUUCUGACAAAACAGAGGAGAAUGAAACAAAAGAUGACAAGCAAGAGAAUGAAGAUCAAAAAGUGAACAAUGGCUCUUUUAAAUACCCUUACCUCCGUGAGGAGGACCUUGAACAAGAGGCGAGUGGAGGAGGGGACAUCCUUAAAUCCUUGGCCAAUACAGUGGCCUCUGCCAUCAACAAAGCCCAAACAGGGACACCAAGCUGGAGCGCCUACCCGAGCAUCCACGCUGCCUACCAGCUCUCUGGUAUCAUCAAAAACGCCCCUCUCUCUGCUUCUCCUCCUGCUCAGCUAAAGCAGACAUUUAACCACAAGCUGAGGCCAAUUGCCCCAAAGGGGAAGUUAUACCACGGUGCCGCGGGAGUCGAGGCUCCUCAGGGACCGCAUCAAAACAUGGACAGAAAGAAAGAAAAGGUUGGCAUUAGCGAUGGUAAAGAAAGUCAGAAUAUAAAGUUUGAUCAGUUGGAGAAUGAUGACAGCGAUUGUCAGGAUGAUUCCUCUUCUUCUUCAAAGCUUGAUGUAGACUGUGGGAAUGAGGAGGGCGACGCGAUGAAAGGGAAGCUGAGCCCAGAUUUCUCUGACAGAGGCAAGACGCCGAGCCCUGCUGCCAGCAAUGGACGCAGCACUACAUCAGAGCCUCUCAGUGACACUCUGGAUAUACUUGGCGUUAACCCUCUUAGUGCAUUACAGUCAGUUCUCAACAAUCAUCUGGGUAAAGCAAACAAGCCCAAUAAUGCAAGAGUAGAUAAAAUAUCUGCACACGCACAGUCUAUCUUUGCUGAUUUUACUCGGAGCAGUGAGAAAUCAGCUUUAAUGCUCAGAAGUCCUGUAAGAAAUAGGCCUGAUAACCCAUUUCUACUAGUGAACGACGACCAGCCAAUAGACCUGACAAAAUCUAAGCACAGCAAGGCCAGCUCUUUGCUGCUGCAGCCCUCUGCACCAAUGCCACAGAAAUAUGCUCUGUCAGACAUUGCAGAUAUGGUCAAAGUUCUGCCUAAGGCCACCACACCAAAGCCUGCCAUACCGUCAAGGCUUGCCCCCAUGAAACUGGAAUCAGACGUCCGACGCUUCGAAGACGUGUCUGCUGAGGUCUACUCGGUCCACAAGCGCAAAGGCAGACAGUCCAACUGGAAUCCUCGCCAUCUUCUCAUCUUGCAGGCUCAGUUUGCCUCCAGCCUCUUCCAGACAUCAGAGGGAAAGUACCUGCUGUCCGACCUCGGCCCCCAGGAGAGGAUGCACAUCUCCAAGUUCACCGGAUUGUCCAUGACCACCAUAAGCCACUGGUUAGCAAAUGUAAAAUACCAGCUUCGGAAAACGGGAGGGACCAAAUUUCUGAAGAACAUGGACACGGGCCACCCAGUCUUCUAUUGUAAUGACUGUGCUUCCCAGUUUAGGUCACCAACCACAUUCAUUUCCCACCUGGAAUCCCACCUUGGAUUCCAAAUCAAAGACAUGUGCAAAAUGCAGGUAGAGCACCAGACCAAGUUCGAGGAGCCCGAAAUGUUGAAGGCUCUGAGUGUCCGAGUCCCUGAGGCUCUGACCACGGAGGAGGACAUGGACUCUAAGUUCAAAUGUAAGCUCUGCUGUCGGACAUUUGCCAGUAAUCAUGCAGUCAAACUCCACCUGAGUAAAACUCACAGCAAAUCCCCAGAUAACCAUUCACAGUAUGUGGAAAUGGACAAGGAGUAGAAUUUCAUAUUAUUAUUGCCACCCCCCCCCCCCCCCCCCCCACCCCUUGUCAUUUCAAUACACGGGUCAGAUUUUUCAACCAUGCUUUUUAUUUAACAUUAUGUAGAGUACGUUAUCUUGACUUUUUUUUUUUAAUCACCACAUACAGCAAAAAUACACUUGUUAGAAAUUGUGUAAGUAAACACUCAGAGUUCCUUUUGCACCCAGCUCUAAUGCACCACCAGUAAUGAAAUGUAUUACUGCUUGAAGAAACAUAAUUGCUGAUGUUUGCAUGCAAUAGCUCUGGCUAUGACUACUAUUUAUUUGUAUAUGUCAAGUUUCAAUUGUACUUUAAACACAAAAUAAUGAACUAAUUGGACUACUUGUACAACCUCUGUGACACACCUGCACAGAUGUGCAGCUUGGAAGCAGGUAGCCUGAAACAUAACACACACGCAGACCUGUACAGUAUCACUAUGUAAAGACAUUUGUGUUGUUAUAAUAGAAGGAAAAAAGCACUUUAAUAAAUGUUUUAAAAACCAGUUUAGAUGCAAAUUCUGUACAUGACUCAAAAAAAGUUUGGAGAUUCCACAUGUAAAUAUAAUUUAGGAGAGCAAAAACGUCAGUUUCAUGCAACAAUGAGAACAAGACAGAUCUGUGAUACCUGCACCUUUUUUACUUAUUCAAAUAAAGAGUUAACAUUUGAUAA